This is a messenger RNA of Coccomyxa subellipsoidea C-169, 645 nucleotides long. RefSeq lists its product as hypothetical. The record is from RefSeq and is a predicted model, not a curated record. The transcript is spliced from 5 exons. Lineage: Eukaryota; Viridiplantae; Chlorophyta; Trebouxiophyceae; Coccomyxaceae. The coding region runs from base 1 to 645 and encodes 214 amino acids.
AUGGGCGAGUUCAAGCGCUCCACCUGCGCCGGCGCCGUCGUGCUGGCCGUGCUUGUCUUCUCACAGAAUGGACUCGCUGCAGGUACUCUUGAGGAGAACAAAGAGAACGCAGACUCUGAUGAGGGCUCAGAUAUUCUCAGCCCCGCGUUUUUGGUGGAUGGAUGUGGGGGCAGCAGCGGCUUCUGGCGGUAUGUGCCCAGCAACGGCUGCGGCUGCUCCAUUGAUGCAGAAUCCCCCACUGAUAAUGCCGGGGACGGCAUCUCGGAGUACCUGCCUUUCAUCUUUCCCCUGCGCAAGUAUGGCGGGACAGAAGACUUGGAGGAUAAUUUCAUGAAGUCUGAGUUCGCCCAGGUCGCGCUGGCACUGCGUGCACAGAUCACUUCAGCAACAGAUGGGAUCUGGUGCUUGACAUCUCAGCGCGCUGCUGAGAGCUGGGCUUUCUCUUUGUACAAUGAGAUCCACGAAAGCAGCGAUCCGGCAGCAGGGGCUGUUAAAGUGCUCGGAUUCGUUCUGUGGAUCAAGAAUUCCCCUGGCCGCAUCCUGUGCAGCGAGCUGCGGAAACUGGGGGGCAGCCAGGCCAAGCCGAUGUACCGCAUUGCUCUGAGUUUCUGUCCUGGAAGCUGCCAGCGUGGGUCAGCGUACUGA